This is a messenger RNA of Neocloeon triangulifer, 3948 nucleotides long. RefSeq lists its product as uncharacterized. The coding region runs from base 2670 to 3608 and encodes 312 amino acids. The record is from RefSeq and is a predicted model, not a curated record. Lineage: Eukaryota; Metazoa; Arthropoda; Insecta; Ephemeroptera; Baetidae. The transcript has 3 exons.
AGUUUAUUUGGUCAUUUUACAUUUCAUGUGUGCAGUGCAGUUUUUUUUAAUAUUUUAAAUAAUGUAGCAUAUAAAAAACUAGAUUGAUUUUAACGUUAGCUUUGGUAUUAAUGUGUGUAUGUAUUAAUAAAGUAAACAUUUCCUCUACUUUCAAUUGUUCUUAAAAAACUUUUAAAUAAAUAAAAUUCAUCAACUACCAUUUCUUUUGGUCUGUUAAAUGCAUACACUGAUCCUCAAACUGAAGCAAUGACUGUAAAACAAGUGUUAGGCCAAAAGACCCAUAAAUAAGGAUGACUUGAAUGCUGAAAUCACAAUUUUUCAACGUAGUUUCCAGGGAACAAUCCCUUCUUUCCUUUUAAUGUUCCAUGCCACCAACCACCAUCAUCUGUAAAAAGUAAAAAUCGAAAAAUUAAAAAUAUUUUUUCAAUUAAAAUUAAUUUUGCAACUAUAACCUUCUUUGAAAACUUCAAUUAUGUCUCCUUCCUUGAGCUCAAGUUCAUCCAGGUCCUGUGCUUGGUAGUCAUAAAGUGCCCUGCACUUUGGAAGUGAUGGCUUUGGCUUCAUUGCUGGCCUCGGUUUUCCACCGCCUGGAAUUGGUUUGCUUGAACGCUUCUCACUGUAAUAAUUAAUUUUUAGCAAACACAUAAACCUUUUCAAAAACAAAAUAAUUACCCUGAAACUCCGGAACUAGGUGGAUUCAUAAAAGAUGGGUUUGAUGGCGCUUUUUCGGCAGACACCUUCCUAAUGGCCUGACCAUUUUUAGGCAAAGUCAAACUUGGCAUCGGGGGAGUCUUUAUUGUUACUGGGGGUUUGUUCAUUUCUCUAGGAGUCUCCAUUCGAGGUCGUGAGGAGGGAUCUUUGCCUUUAACCGUGCCAGCUAUACAAAUGUAAAUGAUCUUUUUUCCAAAAAUUUUUAUUGAAAAAAAAAUCAAACCUAUUUUAGCAAGAGACUGUCUGACAACUGGCUGAUUUGGUGGCGCUGGUUCACUAGGCGGGGGAGGAGCAUUUCUCAAAGAACCAUACUGCCGGGGUGCGCUGCUCUCUCCGGAAGGUGGAGGCAGAGGCCUGCUUUGUAUUUCUUGUAUUCUGCUCUGAGUGCCCAAUUUUGGCCUUGCUGUUUGCGAUUGGUUGUUAUUGUUUCUGUUUUUAGUUGUUCUAAUUGUGCUGGUCGCUUGUGGUCCUGUUAGUUUGGUUUUAAGUUUAUGUUUACAAAUUUAUUUCGAAAUAAUUACUUGUAUUUGCUGGUAGUCCAGGGCCUAUGCUGACUGUCAAAACUUUUCCCGAUGGUUUCAAAGUUGCCUUGUUGCCAACUCCUUGCUCAAAUUUGACAUUUCUGAUGCUUCCUCCUCCCCAACCAUCUUUUUUAACUUUGAAGUCCAUGCUGUUGAAAUAAAUUAGCUUUUAACGUAUUACAUACGGUACUUUUAAAUUACAAAUUGCUGAAUCUUAAGGGAAGUUCGUGUCCAGUCUUCUCCUUCACUUUCUUGGUGAUCACAGUGAGAAACUCGGUUUUGAAAAUGAGCUCCAGGAAAGAAUCGUAAUCUUGCUUCAUGUGGAUAAUCACAAAGUCAUCCUAUAAAAUAAAUUUUUACAAUUUAUUUAAAAAAUGAUAAGAGUUGUGUGUUUACCUGGAGUUGGCUCAAAGCAAUGUCACUGAUAUUUUCCAACUCCAACUUUCUCUUGAUGACUUCUUUAAACGUUCCCUUUUCAGGCCCCUUUUUUAUUUUUUCUCUACCAAUCAAAAAGAGCGCAUUUGCUGUCAAAAUGAGAUCUCGUCUGGCAGACUGAAAGGAAAAUUUAUUUAAAAUUGGCAACGAGCUAAAGUAAUUGCAACAACCUUAAACGUGCGGUCAUACUUGAGCACAUGCUCGGCAUACACAACUUUUUCUCGCUUUCCAAUGAGCGACAGAAGGGCAGGCUGGUUCUCAACUCCAAUGUAAUCACCCACAAAACCUCGAUUGAUUGAGAAGUGGCGCCGCUGCUUCUUUUCAAACACCACACCUGCAAUGAAGGUCGUGUGGAGCAAAUUGCCUAUCUGUGCCAACGACGUUCUGCACGGACUUCUUGCCGCGCACCGGCUCUAAACGCACGGCGAGCAGAAUUUUAUUUCCCGUUCCGCGGUAAUGAGCCAUCACGCAAUGCAAUAAUACAUUUUAAGCCUGUGCAUUUUGGAAUAUUUGGCUCUUCACACUUGACCCUCCAAGGCGAGGAAUCAUUUACGGCCAAUCUGGAGCAGACAGAACACAAAGAAAAUUGCUCUGUCACCGCGCGCGCCGCUCCGGCUCGAGGCCAGAGGAUCGAAAUCUCUGCUGAUUGUAUCGGCGAAAAAAGAGAGCGCUUUUUAUUUUAUUAUUUUUGGGUCGGCCUUCACGGAUGCAGUAGGUGUCGCCGGGACUCUUUUCGCGCUGUAAUUAAAUUAUGCAAGCAAAAAGCGAUUAGCGACAGUGAAGUGGAAGAUAGGAAGUUUUGGAAUCGGAAAUUUCGCUCCAGCCUUCUCGGCCCCGCGUGUAAACGCGACUUUUUCUCGGCUGCACCUUGAAACCUAAUCAAGCUGAAAUGGAAAAUUUUUGGCCCCAGACCACGUACGCGUUUUGCUAUAAAACAUUUCACACAAUUAUGACACUGUUUAGUCUUUUGGUGGAGUCCAAGCGGUGCAUAUUGUCUGGCUCAUGGCGUUGGAAAUGAAGUUUGUGAAGUGGUUACUGAUGACCGUGAUCAUGGCCGGGACAACAUCUGCACAGAUGAAAAACAAUAUUUUCUUUCCUGGUGGAUCAUCAAGCACUCUAGUUUCCAAUCCUCAGAAUGCGCAAAACUCUGCGCCAUCCAUUCAGAAUAUUUCCAAACGCAUUGCUGCACACUUGACCUCAACGACGGCUCGACCUAAUGAAGAACGUCGCUAUUUUGAAAGUUCCAGAUCAAAUGAAUUUACAACUAUUUCGCCUAUAAGCGAGUCUCGGACCUUCGGCUUUCCCCAAACGCAGCAAUUUACCACCCCAUCUCCGUUGAGCAGCAACAAUAAUUUAUUUUUCAACUCGCAACCUCAAUUUUUCUCUUCCUUGAACCGACCUGGAAUUUUUGGCAACUCGCCCUUUGGUCUCAAUGACUUCAACUUCCAAUCCCAGUCAUCUUUUCCGAGUUUCAACUCCGGUCCAGACUUAAGUAUUUUCAACUCGGGGGCCAAUGGAGGUCAGCCCAAAAACUACCACUACCGUAGGGAUUUCAAUGACAAGGAUGGAUACUCGCCCUGGAGGGACGUUUCUGGCUCCAAACAACCUACGAAUGAUCAGGGUGGUUUCCAGCAACCCUCUUCAGAGGAACAUUUGACAAACUUCCCUGGUCCCAACUUCCAUCAGAAAUUCGAUCUAGGGCCGGACGGGUUUUUCAACUUUGAAAAGCAAAAUAAUGUUGAUAAUAACAACGGAUACAGUGGGAAAACACAGGCGAUCAUGAAAAUUGAGCCAGGCAGUGGCAGAGGAGCGGCGGAAAAGCAGAUCAACAAUAAACUUUUUGGAAACACGCAGACGAACAGACUUGGGAACUCUAACGACAAUGGUAUUGCUAAUUGGGCGCAGAGUUUCAGAAAUGUUAAAUGGCCUGGCCAAAAUUAAAUAACAAAUAAGUGACCAUGUGCAAAGCUUAACUUUUAAAUAUUUGAAAUUAAAAACAUUUUUUUGAAAAUUUUCGUUCCUUUUUUAAGGAAUACUUCCUGAAAUAAACUUUUAUUAUAAUGAGGUACUUUGUAAACAAAUAAAGUGAGAUUUUCGUCGAGGUCGUGACAUUCAUUGUUCAUUCAAGCAACAAAAAAUAAGUCACACGCCGCUACCGUUUUACUCGCGUUUGGGUUAGGAGAAAGAAUUGUAUAUAAUUAUUACUCAUGAACACGGUUGUUAAAAUUUAAGGUGAAAAUAAAACAGAGCAAAAUUCUAAAAAAUUUCACAAGAAUUUCAU